Messenger RNA from Adineta ricciae, 981 nucleotides. The record is from the annotation of a GenBank genome assembly. NCBI's taxonomy places the organism in Eukaryota, Metazoa, Rotifera, Eurotatoria, Adinetida, Adinetidae.
AUGACGUCAUCAUUAAUUGACACGUUGGAUUUGGCAGCUAUUAUUUUGAAUCGUUGGAUAGUAUUGGCGAUAUUCAUAACAGGAAUCAUAGGAAAUUCCAUUAAUAUAAUCAUCUUCUCUCGUGGUAUAUUUGUCAAACAAUCGUGUUCUUUAUAUUUUCUUGCUGCAUCAGUAAAUAAUUUAGUGAUGUUUUUCAUUGGUCUCUUAACUCGAAUGUUAGAUGACGGUUUUCAACUUGACAUAUUCGAUGGAGCUUCGAAUGUCUAUUGUAAAAUUCGAACAUACCUUGUAUAUACCCUAUUUGCGAUAUCGAGUUGGUAUUUUGUUUGUGCAUCGAUCGACAGACUCUAUUCUACAAAUCAAUCAGCAUUGAAACGUCAAAAAAUUUGCUCAACCCGAAUGGCCAUUCAAUGUAUUGGGCUAACAAUAGUAUCAUGUUUAUUAGUACAUAUACACGUUCUUGUUUAUUAUCAGUAUUUUUAUAAACUGGAUGUGCAUAACCAGCUAUCAUGGACUUGCACAACGAAUGAUACUACCUAUAAUAUGUUUUUUGCUAUAUUUAUGUUAAACUUUUACAGUCUAUUACCUCCGUUGUUAAUGUCAAUCUUGGGGAUUUUAACGCUCAAAAAUAUACGACAAUCUCGAAUUCUGGUCAAUCCAUCCACGAUGACUCCCAUUCCAGUUAGACGAGAUAAACAACAAUUAAUUAAAAGUCUUUCAGUUCAAAUACUCGUUCUUAGUAUUCUAACAAUUCCACACUCAUGUUAUUGGAUGUACAUAGCUUUUACGUCUACUCAAAGUUCUGCGAAAUCUGUAUCAGUACGCGCAUGGGAAAAAUUUAUUUUACAUAUUGUUCGGGUUUUGCUUUAUGUGAAUUACGGAAGCUCAUUUUAUAUUCAACUUUGCAUAUCCAAAACAUUUAGAAGAGAAUUUGUAAAAAUAGUUGACAAUAUCACAAGACACUGGAGAAAUUUCUUUUAG